This is a messenger RNA of Saprolegnia parasitica CBS 223.65, 1173 nucleotides long. RefSeq lists its product as hypothetical. The record is from RefSeq and is a predicted model, not a curated record. Gene Ontology annotation, cellular component: cytosol. Bases 1 to 1083 code for a protein of 360 amino acids. Gene Ontology annotation, molecular function: mRNA binding. The transcript has 7 exons. Lineage: Eukaryota; Oomycota; Saprolegniomycetes; Saprolegniales; Saprolegniaceae.
AUGACCGAGCCCGACUGCAAGACGCUCUGGAUGGGCGACGUCCAGAUCAACUGGGACGAGGCCUAUGUGAGCUCGCUCUUUGACGCCUUCGGCCACCUCCCCACCGUCAAGCUCAUCCGCGACAAGGUCACGGGCUAUCCCGCCGGGUACGGCUUCCUCGAGUUUGACUCGCCGGACUCGGCAAGCGACGUCUUGUCAACUCUCAACGGCCAACCCAUUCCCAACACACCGCACCGUUUUCGGCUCAAUUGGGGCGCCGGCGGGAAGCGGCUCGAGUCCAUGGAAGACUACUCGGUCUUCGUGGGCGACCUCGCCGGCGACGUCACGGACGACGUGCUUUUUGCGACCUUCUCGGCCAAGUACGCGUCCGUGCGCGGCGCCAAGGUCGUGCUCGACCAAAUGAGCCGCAUUUCCAAAGGCUUUGGCUUUGUGCGCUUUGGCGUCAAGGCCGAGGCCGACCAGGCUCUGCAGCAGAUGCACGGCGAGCCGUGCCUUAAGAGGCCGAUGCGUGUGAGCGCCGCGACCGACCGCCCCAAGCACCACCCGCCGACAACGCCGUCCAAGCCGCCGCCAUCACCGUCGCCCGAAGACGAGACCAACACGACCGUGUUUGUCGGUGGCCUCGACGCGAGCAUAACCGAAGACGACCUGCGCAAGCAGUUUAGCUCCAUUGGCCCUGUGCUCAGCAUCAAGAUCCCGCUGGGACGCGGCUGCGGCUUUGUACAGUAUUCGACGCGCGCGCUGGCCGAGCAGGCGAUCCAAGAAAUGUCAGGUGUGCAGCUUGGCGCGUCCAAGCUGCGCUGUGCAUGGGGACGCCCCACGAUCAAUACAAACCACAGCAGCAGCAACAGCAACAGCAGCAAUAGCAACAGCAGCAGCCGUGCACCGGUGUACCCGUACCCGCCGUCGGCGAUGCCCAUCUAUGGCUAUCCGCCGUACCAGUACUAUGCGGGGCCGUACCCUGCGUACGCUGGCUACACCAGUCCGGUGUAUGCAGGCUACCCGCUGCCAGGCUACAUGCACCCGUACGGUCAGAUUCCGCUGCCGACCGACGACAACCAAGCGCCGCCGCCGAUGAUGUAGUCGAUAGCUGGCACCACAGAGCGUCGUCGCGAUCGAAGCGACCUCGCCGUCCAUGUUCAACCUUAUAUACAUAGCUUUGUGUCGUGUGGA